AUGGAAAUUAUUGCUACUCCCAUUGCAGAAAAAGUUGCUGAGAAACUGGUUGCUCGAAUUGGACGUCACCUGGGUUAUCUGUUUAACUACCGUAGCAACAUUUUGGAUCUCACCCAACAAAUUGAGAAGCUUCGUGAUGGAAGAUGGCUGUCACGUGCUGAAGAGAUCAUAAAAGAAACAGACAAAUUCCUUGAGGAUGAAAGGGAUGCAAACAGGGGCUGUUUUAACUUGAAGCUGCGGUACCAGCAAAGCAAGAAAGCAAGUGGCCAGGCAGGGGAUAUUCUUAAUAAAAUCCAAGAGACUGAUAAGUUUGGCAAAGUAGCACAUGAGCCUCCUCUACCAGGGAUCGGGUCUUCGUCUGUCAGCGGUUCGGAAGUUUUGGAAUCGAGAGAGACAACUUUAAACCAAAUUAUGGAGGUCUUCAGAGAUGAUGAUAUAAGGAUGGUUGGGGUAUGGGGGAUGGGCGGUGUGGGCAAAACCACGAUUGUGCAACAAGUCGCCAAACAAGCCAAUGAAGAAAAGCUAUUUGACACAGUGGUCAUGGCGUUGAAUAUAUCCCAAACUCCGAACGUGACAAAAAUUCAAGGAGAAAUUGCGAGCAUGUUAGGCUUGAAACUUGAGGGGGGAUUUGAAGCGAAAAGAGCAGUUCGCCUAAGUCAAAGCUUGAAGAGACACAAGAAGAUCCUGGUGAUUUUAGAUGAUAUCUGGGAGCCCAUCGCGUUUGAAAGGAUUGGAAUUCCUUAUGGAUCAGAUGAUCAUAAGGUGGGGUACUGUAAAGUGCUGCUGACUUCAAGAGAUCAUCGCGUGUUAUCUAAGGAUAUGGGUACUCAUAGGGACUUCCAUGUUCAACACCUUUGUAAAGAGGAAGCCUGGAGUUUAUUUAAGCAGACGGCAGGUGAUUCCGUGGAGAAGCCUGAAUUUCAACCUAUAGCAGAUGAUGUAGUUGAAAAAUGUGAGGGUCUACCAGUUGCACUUGUAACAAUUGCAAAGGCAAAGGCACUAAGGAAUCCCUUGAAAGAACUUAAAAGGUCUGCACCAAUAAACAUCCCCGGAGUGAGUAAAAACGUGUAUUCAUGUCUGGAGUUGAGCUACAACCAUUUGGAAAGUGAUGAAGUUAAAUCAUUGUUCUUACUCUGUGGUUUGCUGGGCGAUGGCGAUAUUUCAUUGGAUGACUUGUUAAAAUAUGGCAUGGGUUUGGAUUUGUUUGAUUACAUGGAUUCAUUGGAGUCAGCAAGAGAUAAAAUAGUUACCCGGGUGAAAAUCCUUAAAGACUCGAGCCUGUUGCUUGACUCACUUGAAGAUGUACACUAUCGUAAACCUUCAAGUUCGUUUUUUGUGGAGGAAGGUAAUGGGUUUAUCAGAAUGCAUGAAGUGGUUCGUGAUGUUGCCAAAGCAAUUGCAUCGAAAGAUCCUCAUCAUCGAUUUGUGGUGAACGAAGAUGUUAGAUUACAAGAAUGGGAAAAGAGGGACGGUGAGUUGAGAAAUUGUGCUGGCAUAUCUUUGAAAUGCACACAUGUCCAUGAGCUUCCAGAAGGAUUGGUAUGUCCCAAACUCAGAUUCUUUUUGUUGAAUAGUAAUGAUAAUUCCUUGAAAAUUCCGGACACCUUUUUCAAAGAGAUGAAAGAAGUCAGGGUUUUAAGCUUGUUUAGAAUUGAUCUUACACAAUUGCCUUCAUCACUUCACUUUCUUUCAAAUCUUCGAACAUUGUGUCUACGCGAAUGUGGGAUGUUGAAAGACAUAGCAAUACUUGGAGGACUGAAGAAGCUACAAAUUCUUAGCCUUGUAGGUUGUGACAUUCAAAAGUUGCCCAAAGAAAUGAUGCAAUUGACUGAUCUAAGGAUGUUGAGUUUGAGGGAUUCCUCAAUUCUCGUUCCAAGAAAUGUGAUAUCAAGCCUAUCUCGGUUAGAGCAUUUGUGUGUGAUUAAUACUUUUGAUAGAUGGAGGAAUGAUUGGCUUUCUGAGUUGAAACACUUGUCCUGUUUGAGGGCCUUGGAAGUGGAAAUACUCGAUUCAUAUUUGCUUUUGGAAGAUGUAUCCUUUGAGAACCUCACUAGAUAUGAUAUAUUUAUAGGCUGUAGAGCCGGUACUUUGGGCUGGAAUGAUGAUAAAAGGGCCUUAAGAAGGUUGAGGGUCGAAGGGGUCAAAGGCCCACAUCUGGUGAAGUGCUACUCUAGGCUGUUAAAGACGGUUGAAGUUCUAGAAUUGAGGAGAUUGGAUGAUACCAAACAUUUUGUUUAUGAGUUAGACAACGACGGUUUUCGUCAACUCAAGUAUCUGUCCAUCUGUGCGAGUUCUAAGAUGCAAUACAUCAUGAAUACAAUCGAAAUGGAAGGGGUUGACCCACCGCAUAGUGCCUUUCCUCUCUUGGAGAAAUUACGGCUUUACCACCUCUACAACUUGGAAGCAGUUGAAAUAUAUCUUAUGGCUUCCCACAACACAAGGGAAUCAGUACUAGAGUUUCCUCAACUGCGAUUCUUGAAACUGGAAUAUCUACGAAAUCUCAUUGACUUCUACUCCAUAGGAAGCAGUCGCAGCCAGGAGCCAUUCAUCCCUCUUUUCAAUGAGAAGGUUGCACUCCCCGGGUUGGAGUUGUUACGUUUGAAUUCAAUGGAAAAUGUCAUAACAAUAUGGGACAACCAACAUCCUGUAGGUUCCUCUAGCAAAUUGAAGGAUUUGUAUCUCAACCGCUAUAAAAAUCUAUUGACUGUUUUUCCAUCCAAUUUCUUAAAAGGGUUACAAAGUCUACAAAUUCUAAAGAUAGAAGAUUGUUGUUCUUUGAAAGAUAUUUUUGAAGUGGGAGAAAUAAAUAGGGAAAAAUCCGAUGGUAUCACAAUCCCUCAAUUGAAAGAAAUGUCUUCAUAUGGUCAAAAUAUAAUGAGUGUGAAGAAGAAGGAUCCCCAAGGAUAUCUUGCCUUUCAAAAUCUAAAUUCAUUGAAAGUUGGUAAAUGUGCUUCCCUGAGAUAUCUUUUUCCAGCUUCGGUUGUGAAAGGCCUUGUGCAACUUGAGGUUCUAGAGAUAUCCGAUUGUGGAGUGGAGGAAAUUGUUGCAAAUGAAAAUGGACUUGAAGCGGUGCCUAUUUUUUUAUUCCCUAGACUAACCUCUCUCAAACUUAUUAAAUUAUACCAGCUCAAGAGAUUCUAUCGGGGUAUGUAUACUUUGGGAUGUCCACUCUUGAAAGAAUUGGUGGUACGCAAUUGUGAUGAAGUGGAACUACUGUUGCAAGAAAAAAGUCUUCAAGGUGAAGUUGAUAAACAACCUCUCUUCUUGGUUGAAAAGCUCAAGAGAUUCUAUCGGGGUAUGUAUACUUUGGGAUGUCCACUCUUGAAAGAAUUGGUGGUAUGCAAUUGUGAUGAAGUGGAACUACUGUUGCAAGAAAAAAGUCUUCAAGGUGAAGUUGAUAAACAACCUCUCUUCUUGGUUGAAAAGAACACAUUUCCUAACGUGGAGGAGCUGAACUUGGUCUUCAAGGGCCUCGUGGAGAUAUGGUGUGGCCAAUUUUCAAGGGAGUCAUUUGGCAAACUAAGAGUUUUGGAGAUAGAAGCGUGUCAUGAUAUUUCGCUUGUGAUCCCACAUACUAUAGAGCAGCUCAUCGUGAGAAGGUGUGAUUCAGUGGAAAAGGUAAUCCAAGUGGAAGGUCAUGCGGCUUUUAUAUCAACUACUUCUAUAUCUGCCAACAUCAAUAAUGUCCCUAUGUUAAAUGGGACUAAUUUUAAGGACUGGAAAGAGAAUAUGAUGAUUCUCUUAGGCUGCAUGGAUAUAGACUUAGCCUUGAGAAUGCCCAAACCCGAUGAACUCAAUGAGCAAAGUACUCAAGAGGAUGAGGUUUAUUGGGGUAAGUGGGAACGUUCAAAUAGGCUAAGUCUUAUGAUCAUGAAGCGUGGAAUUCCAGAAGCUUUCAGGGGUGCGGUAACCGAUGAGGUUACUAAUGCCAGUGACUUCCUUGCGGAAAUUCAGAAACGUUUUGCCAAAAACGAUAAGGCUGAAACGAGCACGCUUUUAGCAAGCUUGAUUUCAAUGAAGUAUAAAGGCAAAGGUAAUGUUCGGGAGUACAUCAUGGAGAUGUCUCAUCUUGCUUCAAAACUUAAGGCUUUGAAACUUGAGUUAUCUGAUGAUUUACUCGUGCAUUUGGUUCUCAUCUCUCUUCCUGCACAAUUUAAUCAAUUCAAGAGGAAGAGAGAUUGA
Vitis riparia (riverbank grape) is the source of this 4182-nucleotide messenger RNA. RefSeq names its product disease resistance protein At4g27190-like. Gene Ontology annotation, molecular function: ADP binding. The transcript has 8 exons. The record is from RefSeq and is a predicted model, not a curated record. The coding region runs from base 1 to 4182 and encodes 1393 amino acids. NCBI's taxonomy places the organism in Eukaryota, Viridiplantae, Streptophyta, Magnoliopsida, Vitales, Vitaceae.